AUGCUAGCCAGUCAUCUUGAUAACGGCCGGGGAAUGAAGAAGGAGGAGCGGAUGUUGAAGGCCGGAGCGCCGGUCGAAUCGCCACGUGCAGUAGGAACACACCCAUCCACAUUCUAUCCGCGAAUUUUUAUGCACUCAGAGCUCUCUGACGUUAUCACCAACGCGUCCACCAAAUCCGUCGCGCCCGAAUCGCCCGCUCCCUCCCAGCAUGGCCUCGACUCUGCAGAUCGCUUGCCCCCGCUCCGCUCUGGGAGUGCGGUGGGAGCAGACAUCGGCGCACCAGACGCGACGGGCGACGCGCUCCCUGGUGCCCAUGCGCGCGCCGACCUCGAUGCCAACGAAAACGCUCGAUUGAAGAAGCCCAGCCCGCCGCCACGCAAUCGCAUCGCCGAGUAUGAGAAUGCGCUGUCGCCCUCGCCGCAGAGGAAGCCAGAGGGCCCUAUAUUCGAGGUCAUCAAGAAGAGCCGCAAGGCUGGAGACAGAAGUUCGCCUGUGGCGAAGCUGCCAAAUGAAAUUCUGACUCAUGCCCUAUCCCACCUGCCACCGAACGACCUCUCCGCAGUCGCACUGGUGUCACGCCGCUUCCAUUCACUCGUCACUACACCUCAUGCUUGGAGAGUCGCAUUUGCGCGCUACUUUCCUGGCCCUGACUCAAUCACCAUAGGUGCAGACUACGUGGCUGAGGAUGGUGACCAAGAAACCUUGCGCUCCGACAGAAGAGCCUUUGCUAGACUUACGGCGCUUGCAUCAUGGAGGAGCGAGUACAUUCUGCGCACUCGACUCUUGCGGUCGCUUGGCCGGGGAAAGCCUAUGGCACUGCCAACGCAAUCGGCAAACUCGCGCUCAAGCACUAACCAGACUCCCCAAGCCAUCAUUAUGUACAAUUCACAGCUCUUCACGACUGUCAACCACUUGCAUGCAACCUUUGGCAGUGGAUUCAACAAGCGUCUCCCACUGUUCAUUCAUGGAGCCAACGAUAUUGGCAUGGCGUCUACCAGCGAUCCAAGUGCCGGAAAGCCGGAUGGAUGGGGCCUUUCGGACCCCCAGUUCUUCCUCCAAUUCUUCGAACGCUUCCCUGGAGAAGCCCAAUGGGGCCUCGGAUCGGGCAAUCUGGUUGGCAACCCCAAUGUUCUCGACGUGAGCCAACCUUACGGUAUGGUGCAUGGCGAAGGUUCUCCUGGCGGGAGCAUCUAUUAUCGUUCCACCGAGGAAAUGCGCGGCCGUUUCUUGGCUCUGCCCAUGGAGCUUAGCUCACCAGAGCUUGGUAUUCCCCGGCUGCUUGUGUCAACCGAGGCCAUUUCGUCCGUGUGGAUCGCGAAAUCUGCUUCAGUCCCUACUCUCUCAGAAGGGUUGGUUGGCAUGUUGUGCGGCUCAUCAUCAGGCGUCGUUUCAGCCUACAGUCUCGGUACUAAUGGCCUGCAGGACUCGCGCCUGGGCCGUGGUGAGCUCACGGCACGCUGGGUCCUUAGUCCCGGUGUUCCCAUCAUUGCUUUAGCAGUGGACGAUGCUUACUCUCCUCGACGACAAGGGCAGGAACGUAUCUGGUGUAUCGCCCUGAACGCUCUUGGUGAACUGUUCCAUUUGACCAAGUUUCCGAAACGGCCCACUGUCCCUAAAGGCACACGUGUCGAUGAGCCCAUCCUAGAGCGGCUUGCAUGGGCAACUGGACGUACUGUCUACUGGAACAUCGUGGAGCCUAGCAGACGUAUUGCGCGUCCGGAUCCUUAUCGCGAGAGGACGGUAGAUGGAAGCUACUCUCCUCGUUCCUCGUGGAAUGGGAUGUGCCUGACCGAGGAGCAAAUCAAGGCUGAGACCCUGGAGAUCAAUGCUUUCUUGAGGAUGAAGCCGAUUGACUUCCGUACGAUGUGCCUUGGUUGGGACAUGAGACGGAGGAUGGAAGUUGAUUUCGCUGGGGACGAUAGCAACAGCGCUGGCGAAGCUCUUGUCGUGUUCGACUGCGGCCUGGAAGAAGACUCAUUGGCUUCUGCAAAACGGUUCACGCGUCUCAAGGUUCCUACGCAAUCAGAGAGCAAGCCAAUGCCUAGGGAGGUUGCCGAUAUUGUCAACGCUACUCAGCCAUCUCUCUUUGGUGGCACUGAUGCUCCAUCUCGGCCACCUUCUACAACACGUCCACGUCAGUCAUCGGUUCUCUCCUCCAGUGCUGUAUCGCCUGAGAGCCAAGACCUAGUGGAAGAGUGGAGGUGCUCCCUGCUUUCGUUCAAUGGCGCGAAAUCCGUCGAGGUGACUACAACAACCUUGGAUGCGUCCAUGUAUGCGACCAUGACCCUGUCUGAGGAUCCUAUAUUCGGUUUCUCUGGCUCGUCCACAGCAUCUUCUCCCUAUUCAUCGCCGUUCUCGGACCAGAGCCAACCCGCAAACCCCGCAGAUGUCCCUGGCCAAAGGGCCAGAUUCGUUGCCGCUGGAACAGAUACUGGGAGUAUCUUUGUGUGGGAUAUGCGUACCGCGGUUGCGAAAUCCACGGAUCUGGUCAACACUAUCGAGCCCGUGCGAAUCAUUUACACGGACUCGCCCCAGAUUUCGUGCCUUGCAAUGAGCGGAUUGUACCUCGUCCACGGUGGCAACGACGGCUUGGUGCAGGCAUGGGACCCUCUGGCAUCCAGCAUGCAACCCAUCCGGACUCUCAACUCUAGAUUCUCGUCCCGUGCCCGUCGCAGGUUGGUCCAGGCGCAAGCUUCUCCGCAAGGGGUGGGAAUCAACCUGUUCGCUGCGGGAGCCAUAUGUCUGGAUCCUGAUCCGACAGUCCUCCGUGGCAUGGUAUCUCUCGGUACCCAUCUACGCUAUUGGAGUUACAGCUCUAGUGCAGCGGACCAGUACAAGAGCAACAAGCGGCGCGUGCGACGUUCAGAACGAGGGAGCAACAAUGGUGGCAGCGGACCAGGCUUCUCUGCUUCAGGGCGAUCGAAGAUCAACGCCUUCAUUUCCGCCGAGAAGCACGAGAUGGAAAGGGAAAAAAUCAAUCGCCAACGUGAAGCUGAUCGUCUUGCCGGUCGUUUCGGUGUCGAUCUCCUCGACGAUGAAGAGCAGGCUUUGGCGUAUGCAACCAUGCUGUCUCAAGAGGCGCUUGCAACCGAGGCCGAGAAAAAUAAGCAGAGCGAAGCCAGCUCCGUCAUCAGCGACACGCCUACCAUUCCUGCGACCAUGACGCCGUCGAGUAGCCCGCCAGUCAAGAAUGAAGAGGAGCUCGACGCAGACCUUGCUGAAGCCAUUCGUUUGAGCUUGCAAGAGAAUGAGGGAUCGACUCCGGCCUUUGGAGAGCUUCCCGCAGCUCCAAUUGACAACGGGUUUGACAUUCCCAUCAGGUAUGCUAAAGGCCGCAAAGCGUCGCCACCAGCCUCUUCGUCUCAUCAGACGUCAUGGGCUGAACCGAACGAGGCGGGUGGUGCGGGAUCGAGCAAGGAAAAGGAGAUGGACGAUUUGGAAUAUGCGAUACAGUUGAGUCUGGCCGAGGAGAGGAGCAGAGCUGAACAAUUCGGAGAGGAUGAAAACGGCAACGCCGACUCGGAGGCCGAUGAAUUCCCUGCGCUGGCUCCAGUUCCAGGUGCAAAGGGUAAGCGUAGAGCCUGGUGA
This is a messenger RNA of Diplodia corticola, 3588 nucleotides long. RefSeq names its product f-box and wd domain protein. NCBI's taxonomy places the organism in Eukaryota, Fungi, Ascomycota, Dothideomycetes, Botryosphaeriales, Botryosphaeriaceae. The coding region runs from base 1 to 3588 and encodes 1195 amino acids. Gene Ontology annotation, cellular component: proteasome regulatory particle, base subcomplex; cytosol; nucleus. Gene Ontology annotation, molecular function: polyubiquitin modification-dependent protein binding. The transcript is spliced from 3 exons. The record is from RefSeq and is a predicted model, not a curated record. Gene Ontology annotation, biological process: proteasome-mediated ubiquitin-dependent protein catabolic process.